Molecule: messenger RNA, 835 nt
Organism: Magallana angulata
Lineage: Eukaryota; Metazoa; Mollusca; Bivalvia; Ostreida; Ostreidae
Product: histone H3
Exons: 1
Coding region: 47-457 (136 amino acids)
Cellular component (GO): nucleosome
Molecular function (GO): DNA binding; structural constituent of chromatin; protein heterodimerization activity
Source: RefSeq, a predicted model, not a curated record
UGCAGAGAGCGAACUGCCUCAUUCAUUCAUUUGACACUCGUCGAAGAUGGCUCGUACAAAGCAGACUGCAAGAAAAUCUACCGGAGGAAAGGCUCCACGUAAACAACUGGCUACCAAGGCCGCCCGUAAGAGCGCCCCAGCCACUGGUGGAGUCAAGAAACCCCACAGAUACAGGCCCGGAACCGUCGCUCUCCGUGAGAUCAGGAGAUACCAGAAAAGCACAGAGUUGCUCAUCAGGAAAUUGCCCUUCCAGCGUCUGGUCCGUGAGAUUGCUCAGGACUUCAAGACUGAUCUGCGUUUCCAGAGCUCCGCCGUCAUGGCUCUCCAGGAAGCCAGCGAAGCUUACCUUGUUGGACUCUUUGAGGACACCAACUUGUGCGCUAUCCACGCCAAGAGAGUCACCAUCAUGCCCAAAGACAUCCAGCUUGCCAGACGUAUCCGUGGCGAGAGAGCUUAAAUUUCUUUGUCUCUGACAAAUACAAAACGGCCGUUUUCACGGCCACCUAAAUAUUUAGAAAAGAUGCCUAUAUUACAAUCAAUGACGACUACAAUUCAACGAAAUUGCAUAAGUAAAAAGUGCACAUUUUGAAAACAUGAGAUUAAACCCUACACACAUAAUAUGUACUUCUAAACUCUGCCCUUCUUAUCAUAUUUCACUGUGAACUACAAACAUGACAAUGGUCAAUGUGUAGAAUGAUUUGAUCUGACACAAUAUAAAAGGCCCUUCUGAAGAGAAUAUAUUAUACUAUACCAUACAGCUAUACAUAUGAUUGCAUUGUGAUUGUUUUUUCUCUCUGAAAGUUGUGCAUUUAGUCAUAACAUUACAAGAAAAAUA